Messenger RNA from Penaeus monodon (black tiger shrimp), 1386 nucleotides. RefSeq names its product semaphorin-1A-like. Gene Ontology annotation, biological process: negative regulation of axon extension involved in axon guidance; negative chemotaxis; axon guidance. Gene Ontology annotation, molecular function: semaphorin receptor binding; chemorepellent activity. Lineage: Eukaryota; Metazoa; Arthropoda; Malacostraca; Decapoda; Penaeidae. The record is from RefSeq and is a predicted model, not a curated record. Bases 1 to 1386 code for a protein of 461 amino acids. The transcript has 7 exons.
AUGUUGGCGUUCCAACUUCUCGGUAUGGUUUUACCUUCUAUCGCGACAUUCGCAUUUGCUGGUGAUGAUUUUUAUAACAUUGUUAGCUCCAGUAAUAUCAUAUCAUCCGAGAACAUAGAGAUACAUACGUUCUCAGCUGAUGGUGCUGGUUUUAAUAUCACGGAGACGAAAAGCGGUGUUGGCCAAUGUCCGUUCGAUCCUAGACAGAAUUCUACACACGUAUAUGUCAAUGGCGAAUUGUAUUCUGGGACGGCGGUAGAUUUUCAAGGAAUAACUCGCGUCAUCUCCAAGAAUCGACUUACGACACGAGCUGCUGUAUACGAACAACUUAACGAUCCCAGCUUUGUGCACUCUUUCACUUAUGGCGACUUCGUAUAUUUUGUUUUUCGUGAAAUCGCUAUAGAGUCCUUAAACUGCGGCAAACGGGUUUAUUCGAGAAUUGCUCGCGUAUGCAAGAAUGACCGAGGCGAUAAAAAGACUCAGACCAAAUGGACUUCUUUUUUGAAAAGCAGACUCAAUUGUUCUGUUCCCGGGGAAUAUCCUUUCUAUUUCGACGAAGUUCAAUCAGUCACAAAUGUCAUCACUGGAAUAUAUGGAGGACAGAUUCGUGAUAUUAUCUAUGCCGUGUUCACGACGCCACCUAACUCCGUCUCAGGGUCUGCUGUGUGUGCUUUCUCUAUCCGCUCCAUUCAGGAUACUUUCGAUGGUGAUUUUAAGGAACAGGAAACACAGAAAUCGAACUGGCUUCCCAUGCCUAAAAAUAAAAUACCCAAGAGUCGACGACCUGGUACUUGCGUUCCUAAAGAUGAAGCUCUUCCCGAUGAUGAAUUUGUAGGAUUUAUACAAUCACACACUCUCAUGGAUGCAGCGGUUCCUGGAUUUUUUAAUCGUCCAUUUGUCAAUACCCUUGGAUACCAUUUUACUAAGAUCACUGUUGACCCUCAAGUCCAACUUCAAGAUGGACGGACUAUCGAUAACAUCGACUCCAAGAGUAACAGUAAAAACACUGUCGAUAGUGAUGAUAUUGAUUCCAAGAGUAACAGUAAAAACACUGUCGAUAAAACAUACUACUGGCAGAGGAAUGUAACAAUUGUGAAAAUAGUCUAUAUGGAUUCGCAGCCGCCCUUUUUGAGAAUAGAAAAGAAGAUAAAGGACGAUUCUAUUAAAACAGUUAACGGACUGGUUCUUUAUGCUAAAGCUACAGAUAUCCUCAUACGAAAGCACGUUGCGAUCUCCAAGGCCAUAAAGGCCCUAGCCGAUGAACACGAGCCGCAUGCCGGUACGCCACAGUGUUAUUACACAUUCAAGGAACACUGCAGCAAUGUCAAGGAUAACUAUGGAGGCUUCGAACCUUUCAUGAAUACUAUACUACCCUUACUGAAAUAA